Messenger RNA from Zasmidium cellare ATCC 36951, 1560 nucleotides. RefSeq lists its product as uncharacterized. The transcript has a single exon. Bases 1 to 1560 code for a protein of 519 amino acids. Lineage: Eukaryota; Fungi; Ascomycota; Dothideomycetes; Mycosphaerellales; Mycosphaerellaceae. The record is from RefSeq and is a predicted model, not a curated record.
AUGGAUAUCUACCGGGAUAGUGUCGUCAACCCAUCAGGACAGCCGGGUCCUAAACACAAGCAAGUAGCUAAUGAGGCCACUUCUACUCCUUUAAGGCUGCAUGACGAGACUGCGCGGUUUCUUAAGAAAUUGCACAAGCUAAAAUCCACAGGAAAUACGCUCGCAGACUAUGAAGAACUACGCGACGAAGUCAUGCGCCAGACCGAGCGAGUUUCGACACAUAUUACGAUAUUAGCAGAAGUCAUUCGAAUCGUUGCCAUCGCAAGAGACUGGGAAGAUGAGGGUCUGAAGCAGGCAAGCUCGGAUCACAAGUGGGUUGAAUUCAAAGCCAUCGCGAAGGCUGUAGAGGAUAUAGAGGGUGGCGGGAAGAAGAGGAAAGAGCCUGGUGGAGGUGUUGACCGGAACGAGAAGCAACGCCAGCGAGACUUUGCGACCAUAGCAGCCUUGUGGUCGCCCAAAUUGGUUGGGCACUAUAGAUGGGAGACUGCGAGCCAUACGCACAUGCGAUUGCUCCGUAAAUGCGCUCGAGCCUGCCCUGAUUUUGCCGAGGAUUUUCUGCCUUCCGCGAAUACGGUAUUGGUAGCACGGCAGCGAGCCUCGCUCCAGAACAGCAAAGUGAAGACUAUCAAAGAGACAAGAGCCUGCAAUACAAACACCAGACGGCCGAGCGGGAAACCCAGCCCUGCCAGUCGAUGCUCCCUGACAUUUCAAGAUCUGCAUCACGUGUCCGAUCUAGUUGAGAAAGGUGAGGUGGAGAUGUAUGGAGAGCAGCUCUCGCGGUCAUCCGUGGACCCAAUCGACCUGGACUUGUGGGUCACUAGCGAGGAUAGCGAGAUUCCGAUCGGGGAAGAUGCGACUCUAUGCAGCUUGCGGCCUCAGCACUACAGACAGUACCUGCUGCAACCCGACAACUUCGGCCUGCUGCAGGACAGAAAGGAUGCAGAAGACGUGACGCCGAAGAAGAAGGCAUCAGUGAUUUCGAAGAAGAAGGUAUCAGUGAUUUCGAAGAAAGCAUCCUCUGUCGAUAAGUCAUAUUGGCAAGCCACGAAAAACCUGUCUAGAACAGGUCAGCCUUCGAAAGGCACAGUGAGAUCAUCCACGCGCCGAAAAGCACUUACGCCAGACACUAGAGCCGCGGAUCAAGACCUCGAGGCAGACCCUGUGAUUGAUGCGACCGCUUCGCAUAGCCAUAUCACUCGGCAGUCUUCCAUCAGUACUCUAACCCCACUUACAUCUGCUGAAUCGUCGCCAGAAACAAGUUCCGCGAAAUCCUUGAGAGUCUUGGAUCCAUUCCAGGUGCACCAAGGGGCUUUAAGCAUCGAAGAGAGCCUACACAACAAACAUCACGAAGAGAUCCAGCUCUAUGCAGCGAAGCUGCAAGACGAGUCUGAUCAAAGCGACAUGCAUAGCGUGCGAGCCGCGUGGCUGACCCAGGCCACAAGAUGGGCCAGCAUCUGGACUCCGCCCGAGUGCGGCCUUGGUUUUGGCUUUGCUUUAGUAGAGGAAAUUGCGGAUGUCCAUUACUGUACUUCGGAAUACUUCCUGCAGGCGGGCAGGUAG